UCGUUUCCUCACAUGUGGAAACAAAACAACACAUCAGCUGGACAUGGCUGCUGAUACAGCUGUGGUCACGGUUCGGCUGGUGAGAUCCUUCGAGCACAGAAACUUCAGGCCGGUUGUGUUUCACGGAGUCAGUGUGGAGCAGACUGUGCAGGAGUUCAUCCAGCUGGUCAGACACGAUAUUGCAACAAGACCAGGACUUCCUCCACCUUUCAAGAAAUAUGCUUACGACACAAUGAAGAUUAUCCACCAAGCACACGGAGCAAAGACAAAUGAGCUGGUGAUGAGUUUAGAGGACGAUGAAAAGCUCAUUCUUCAAGAAGGCCUGACCCUCAGAGCUGCUGGUAUUGCAAAUGAGACAGAAGUGGCCUUCUUCAGGAAAGAAGACUAUGGUCUCUAUAAAGCAAAUCCACACACUGCAUGGUGACCAGAUGAGAUUCUUAAAGGACAGAGGUCAAAGGUCAAGCAUGCCGAGAACGAAAGGAAAACAAGAUGAUGAUGCCAUGCCAUGUUUAAUUUUUGGGUUUGUUUUUAAAAUCGUGGCCUGUUAUCCACCUCACUGGUAUGCCUUUUUUAUUUCUGUUUUUAUUUUCAGUUUUUUUUUAUCCUCUGGUAUUUGUGACCAUGGACAUUUAUUUUCUAUAUGUUGUUUUACAAUAUUCUGAAUAAAGUUUUCUGACAGCUGACAUUUUU
Scomber japonicus (chub mackerel) is the source of this 690-nucleotide messenger RNA. It is a transcript of the gene c11h2orf76, whose product is annotated as chromosome 11 C2orf76 homolog. Lineage: Eukaryota; Metazoa; Chordata; Actinopteri; Scombriformes; Scombridae. The transcript is spliced from 5 exons. The coding region runs from base 44 to 424 and encodes 126 amino acids. The record is from RefSeq and is a predicted model, not a curated record.